Fomitiporia mediterranea MF3/22 is the source of this 3116-nucleotide messenger RNA. Its product is annotated as heat shock protein 70. The record is from RefSeq and is a predicted model, not a curated record. The transcript has 6 exons. NCBI's taxonomy places the organism in Eukaryota, Fungi, Basidiomycota, Agaricomycetes, Hymenochaetales, Hymenochaetaceae. Gene Ontology annotation, biological process: protein refolding; endoplasmic reticulum unfolded protein response; cellular response to unfolded protein. Gene Ontology annotation, cellular component: nucleus; cytoplasm; endoplasmic reticulum lumen. The coding region runs from base 911 to 2965 and encodes 684 amino acids. Gene Ontology annotation, molecular function: ATP hydrolysis activity; misfolded protein binding; heat shock protein binding.
AGCAUACAUUGUACUGCUGGGUAUACCAGUGACGCUGAACCCAAGGCGUCAUUGCUCGUCGGCGUUCCGGAUUCCGAGUCCCCGGACAGAGUGAUGCUCUUGAGCGAGAGCAAGUCCGAGCGAGAGCGGGGCGAAUCACCUGCCUCCAAACUGCAUGCCGAUUUCUCCCGGUCUAACUAUAAAUUCAUUUUGUUCAGCGUUUUGUUGAGGCUUCAGAAUGCCAUCCUCGUCCUAUCACAGCAUCUCUUCUCCUUCAACUAAGGCAAAAGCCUGACUACAUUCCACAAUACACAAGACGUGUACCACGGUACUACUUUGAGUCUCACUUUUCAUGAGGCUACAUUGUAAUCAACUAGAACAUAAUAAAGCCAUUUUAAUGGCAGGAAUAGAGGCAUCUGCACAACGCAUUCCACAGCAUUUGUAGUCGAACAGAACGCUGGGCAUCGUCAUGAAAGAACCGCAUUAAGCAACGUGUCGCUACGUGUACGAGCAAAGUACGAAACACGAUACAAUCACAGUCGAGCUGCUACGUAGCACAGUCCAAGCGUGAGACUUCCACAAGAGAACAGAGAAAGGGCGCCUCAGAGGAAAACAAGUCCGUCCCUUUGUAUGUAACAAGGUAAGGGAUGCCAGACGGACAAAGUCACCGACGACAAGCAAGGGCGCACACACCCUCGCGUCUGUGCUCAUCACUUUGCAUCACGAAGCUCAUCACCGGCGGUCUGUUCUCGUGGAAGAAUCAAGGAGAAAAAAACAGAACGUCGACGAAAACUUGGGAAUAAAAGGAUGGGUAGUCACGUGAUGUAAAUUGACGUGUCGCGAGAGGUCGUGUCGACGUGGCACUCAUCUCAACUUUUAUAAGGCUGCUCAGCUGCAGCCCUCUGUUCCUUAGCUUUUACCACCAACAACGAUGUCCCGCCUCCCAAGACGGCCGACUAGAACGCACGCACGUCGCGUCGCGUCUUCUGUUUCUCUCCUCUGUCUUGCUUUCAUUGCCCUCUUUUGUUUAUGUCCGCUCGCUGUAAACGCUGACGAGGACUCGCGCUCAGAGUACGGUCCCGUCAUUGGUAUUGAUCUUGGUACUACUUACUCUUGCGUCGGUGUUCAACGCGGCGGUCGCGUCGAAAUUAUCGCCAACGACCAAGGUCACCGUAUCACCCCAUCCUGGGUUUCCUUCACCGAUGACGAACGUCUCGUCGGCGAUGCCGCAAAGAACGCCUUCCACUCCAACCCCGAAAACACCGUCUUCGACGCUAAGCGUCUCAUUGGACGCAGAUCCGAUGACCCCGAGGUCAAGCGCGAUAUGACACAUUGGCCGUUCAAGAUUAAGGAUAAGACUGGAAAGCCGAUGAUCCAGGUGCAGCAUAAGGGCGAGCAGCGUGAAUUCACUCCUGAGGAAAUCAGCGCAAUGGUUUUGUCCAAGAUGAAGGAGACCGCUGAGGCUUACCUCGGCAGGAAAGUCACCCACGCUGUCGUUACCGUCCCCGCAUACUUCAACGACGCUCAGCGUCAAGCAACCAAGGAUGCCGGUACGAUCGCUGGUCUCCAGGUCUUACGUAUCGUCAACGAGCCUACCGCUGCCGCGAUCGCCUACGGUCUCGACAAGAAGGGCGGCGAGUCUCGCAUCAUCGUAUACGAUCUCGGUGGAGGUACCUUCGAUGUCUCCCUCCUUUCCAUCGACGAUGGUGUCUUUGAAGUCCUCGCAACUGCUGGUGACACCCACCUUGGCGGUGAAGACUUUGACAACCGCGUCAUUGACUACUUCGUCAAGCAAUACAAAAAGAAGACUGGAACGGACGUCUCGACGAACCUCCGUGCUUUGGGUAAACUCAAGCGCGAAGUCGAGAAGGCCAAGCGCACACUUUCCAGCCAACAAUCCACCCGUCUCGAAAUCGAGUCCUUCGAAAACGGGAAUGACUUCUCCGAGACGCUCACCCGUGCCAAGUUCGAAGAACUCAACAUGGACCUUUUCCGCAAGACGAUGAAGCCCGUCGAGCAAGUUCUUAAAGACUCUGGGGUCAAGAAGGAUGAGAUUGAUGAAGUCGUUCUCGUCGGAGGCUCAACGCGUAUCCCUAAAGUUCAACAGCUCCUCAGGGAGUACUUCGGUGGCAAGGAGCCGUCGAAGGGAAUUAACCCUGACGAGGCUGUUGCGUAUGGUGCUGCUGUUCAGGGUGGUAUCUUGGCUGGUGAGGAAGGUACUGCGGACGUCGUACUUAUUGAUGUCUGCCCGCUUUCUGUUGGUAUUGAGACUACGGGUGGUGUCAUGACGAAGCUUAUUUCGCGUAACACUGUCGUCCCGACUAAGAAGUCUCAGAUCUUCUCGACUGCAGCAGACAACCAACAAGUCGUCCUAAUCCAAGUCUACGAAGGCGAACGCUCACUCACAAAAGACAACAACCUCCUCGGGAAAUUCGAACUCACCGGUAUCCCCCCAGCGCCCCGCGGAGUCCCGCAAAUCGAAGUCACCUUCGAAAUUGACGCUAACGGUAUCAUGAGAGUCUCAGCUGCCGACAAAGGCACGGGUAAAUCCGAAUCUAUCACCAUCAAAAACGAAAAGGGUAGAUUAUCAGACGAAGAGAUCGAAAGAAUGGUACAAGAAGCAGAAGAGUUCGCAGCAGAAGACGAAGCCCAACGUAAACGCAUCGAAGCAAUGAACUCCCUCUCCAACUUCAUCUACGGAAUCAAAUCGCAACUCUCCGACCAAGACGGGCUAGGCGGCAAGUUGGACGACGAAGACAAGAAAACUCUCCUCGCUACCGUGAAAGAAACCACAGAAUGGGUGGAGAGUGAAGGUGCGACUGCGAGUUUGGAGGAAUUGGAGGAGAAGCUGGGUGAGGUGCAGAGUGUUGUUAACCCUAUUACUAGUAAGCUUUAUGGUGCCGGUGGAGCUGGAGGGGGAGGGAGUUAUGCGCCUGGAGAGGAUGAGGAUGAUCAGGAGCCGUUCCGCUCGCAUGAUGAGCUUUAAUUUACUUCUCACUUCGUGGGCGGGUGGAUGUGCUUCACGCGACUUUCUUUUUUUUAUACACAUUUGCACUUUUCUUUUCUUUUUUUUAUUUGUACUUCCUCCAAAAAUAUAGCGCUAGAGAGGCGAUAUAGUAAUAGAAAGUCCUACCAGG